Messenger RNA from Alosa alosa (allis shad), 2001 nucleotides. RefSeq names its product fibroblast growth factor 8b (gene fgf8b). The transcript has 5 exons. Bases 732 to 1373 code for a protein of 213 amino acids. Gene Ontology annotation, cellular component: cytoplasm. NCBI's taxonomy places the organism in Eukaryota, Metazoa, Chordata, Actinopteri, Clupeiformes, Clupeidae. Gene Ontology annotation, molecular function: growth factor activity; type 1 fibroblast growth factor receptor binding; type 2 fibroblast growth factor receptor binding. The record is from RefSeq and is a predicted model, not a curated record. Gene Ontology annotation, biological process: neuron differentiation; fibroblast growth factor receptor signaling pathway; limb morphogenesis.
CUAGUCCUCAGUUAUUUCAAGGAAUACACGUGUAAGAAGAGGAGGAUGAUCCGCGGUUAGACGAGAAUCCCGCAGAUGGAAGCGAGCUCACAGUCUCUCCUUGCUUACAUCUAACAGAGGCUAUUAGGAUUAAAAAGAAAAGAAAAAAACGCAACAUUGACGGACAUUUGGGAACAGUAGUAAGACACUUGAACACCUCUUUGCUUGGUUUGUGGAGGACACAUAGUUACUUAGACUAAAUUAAUUUAUCCCCAUAAAAAAUACGCGCGUCUUACCAGUUUGGAUGUCCACUGAAGUCUACUCCAUGUGCAGCAUCUGUUGGAGAGUGCGUGCGUUUUAAUGUCAGUUUUUGUCUCGCUCUUUUACUUCCAGCGAUACGUGUGGAUGUACAGCAAUGACAUUUCGAAGAUGCGCGAUUUCCGUUCCGUAUUUUCAAGAGGAUUAAACAGUUGCUUGCCCUCUCCUGGAGUUGACAAAAGCGUCCUUGGAGCGUGAGAUGCAAUUGUUACAUGAAUGCCACGCCGAACUCAAGGCUUUAUCAAGCCGUCCUCUUCCUCAUAUUUGACAACGGAACAUUCAUCAUAUUUCUGAAGGUUGGAGAGGGAGAUAAAUUGUUCCUUAAUUCCCGUCGGGAAAAACUUUAUUUUUCCAAGACCUUCGUAUAGUGGAGUGGUACUCAUGCAGGGCCAUCCAUGCCGCGGGCGCCAGAACAGAGUUUGUAAAACUUCAAAAUGAGGCUUAGAAAUUCGGGAUUAGGCUAUCUGUUACUGCAGUUUAUAGCGCUGUCUUUCCACACACAGAUCUCUGUACAGCACCCGCCAAACUUUAAGCAACACGUCAAUGAGCAAAGCCGCCUUUCGGACAGAAUGAGCCGAAGACUGACCAGAACGUAUCAGCUCUACAGUCGGACAAGUGGCAAGCAUGUACAGGUGCUGGGAAACAAAAGGGUCAAUGCCAACGGCGAGGACGGAGAUAUCCACGCCAAGCUCAUUGUGGAGACUGACUCAUUUGGGAGUCGGAUUCGUAUCAAAGGAGCAAGGACAGGAUACUACAUCUGUAUGAACAAGAAAGGAAAGCUUAUUGGAAGGAAAAAGGGCCACGGCCGCGACUGCAUCUUUACGGAGAUCGUGUUGGAGAACAACUACACGGCGCUGCAGAACGCCAAGUACAAGGGCUGGUACAUGGCCUUCACGCGCAAGGGCCGACCGCGCAAGGCCUCGCGCACCCAGCAGCACCAGCGGGAGGCGCACUUCAUGAAGCGACUGCCCCGCGGACACCUCCUCACUGAGAGGAGGCCCUUCGACCUAAUCCCCUACACCGUCGGCCGAAGGACUAAACAGGGCCGCCAACAGCAGCAGGCUGUCAACCGGUAGAGGAGGAAGAGGAGGACCACAGUGGACAGUGUUCCAGGCUGUGAACUUGUAGGGGUGUGGUGGGGGGGUGGGGUGGACUCACAGAGAGAGAGUACUCUUAAGAGGGCUUUGCUUUUCAAUGUUCGAGAAUACUUUUGUAGUGUUUCUUUACGUUCUAAAUACUGGAAUAUAUCUAAUUAAGUUGCUAUCUAAUUGCAAGAGUUAUUCUCACCUCAUACACUUAUAAGGAUUUUGUUUUUUUUAAAAAGACAGAAAACCUUGAAAUGAUGGAUGAUGCAUUUUUUUCCUUAAUCUGUUAAUGGGAAAGACUUCCUGGAGAAACUAUGGUACUGGACUGAAUGUGCUUUUUCAGUGGGUGGAUUCAACUCCACUGCUAAGGAGACUUAUUAGGCCAAGACACGAUAAACUAACUGUGGGAGAUUUUCACAAUAUUCAUUUAAAUAUUAGACGCAAACAUGGCAGCUGCUGAUGGACUGGAUAAAUCACUACGAACCACGAUAGAUGGAUGUAAUCACAAUCAUUUGUGGAAUAGAUUUAGCCUUACCACACGUUUGUCUGUUUUAUACAUAUAUGAAUAUAUAUAUUUUUAUUGCAAGAUUUGUAAAAAAAAAUGUAAUGUAAAAUACUU